AGACUUUCUCAUUCAUUUUAAUAUAUCCCAAUUCCUUCUCCCCUUCCUUCUUCAAUCAUAUAAUUUUCAUAGCUCCAUUCUCCUCCUCCAUGAAGAACACUCUCAGGUGUUGCAUUUCUUGCAUUCUCCCAUGCGGGUCCCUAGAUGUGAUUCGAAUAAUCCACGCCAACGGUCGUGUUGAAGAAAUAAACCGAUCAAUCCGAGCCUCGGAGAUCAUGGAAUCCUAUCCAAACCACAUCCUAAAAAAACCUUCCUCCCCAUCCGACGACGCCCCAAAGAUCGUCAUCGUUCCUCCUGAAGCCGAGCUCCAACGCGGAAAGAUUUACUUCCUCAUGCCCGCCCCGACGCCAUCCUUGAAAAAGUCAGUCGCGCGAUCGGAAACGAGGAGAAAGAAAGAAAAAACCAACAAUACUAAGAACAACGACAAUCUUGUCAUGUCGGAUCGUUACCUUAGCGAGAUUCUGUCGGAGAAAAUCGUGUCGACUGGAAAGGAUAGGAGGAGGGGCCGGACCGGAGUUUGGAGACCUCAUCUCGAGAGUAUAUCCGAGACAACACCAACAUCAACAACCCAAGUAUCGUGAAGCUUUAAUUUGAAUCAUGUAUUGUUUUUGUGAUAAUGAUCAUUCUUUUCUUUCUUUCUUUCUAUUCUAUCCUUUCCCAAGAUUUGUCUUUAGGGUUUGCAAGUUGUUUCAUUAGAACUCUAUUAUUCUCUUCUCUUGCAUUUUUAAUUCCGGGUUGUGCAUAUUGAAGGAUAGAGAUGAUCAUGAAGGGGAAUAACAUGUUCAAAAAAAUGUUAUUAUUUUCUAUUUCUUUGA
This is a messenger RNA of Impatiens glandulifera, 815 nucleotides long. RefSeq lists its product as uncharacterized. The transcript has a single exon. The record is from RefSeq and is a predicted model, not a curated record. Bases 90 to 581 code for a protein of 163 amino acids. Lineage: Eukaryota; Viridiplantae; Streptophyta; Magnoliopsida; Ericales; Balsaminaceae.